Amoebophrya sp. A120 is the source of this 1405-nucleotide messenger RNA. The record is from the annotation of a GenBank genome assembly. NCBI's taxonomy places the organism in Eukaryota, Dinophyceae, Syndiniales, Amoebophryaceae.
CUUCUCCAUUACCAGUACGCUGGAGCGCCGGGCCAGGCUGGAGUUGCGGGACUUUUCGGCGAAGAAGGUUUUGCAGUUUGACCGACACGACUUGGCGGGGCGUGUGGGGUCGACGACCUCAUCUACAACCGCGAGCGACGAGAAGGACGUCACGCGCUACGAAACUUUCUUACCGCAGGUGAAAGUGGUGGGCGCAGACAGCGAUGGCCAACGUUCGCUGCCACCAGAGGUUGUGGAGAUGUAUGACUACGGUGGCUUCACAGAAGACGAGGUUGAGGACGUGUUGGUCUUCGACCUGAUCGCAAAUUUUUUGCACAAACCUUUUCUGGAGUGGCUUGGCGGAGAGCUCGCACAAAAAGUUGCCACCAUGUACGACCUGAAGAUGAGGUACCGCUGGUUUCAGGAAAGGUUGCAAGCGUUUCUGGACAGCGGCGCAACGUCGGGGCCGAGCAAAAUGCAACUAGCGGCUUUUGUGAACGUGGAUCUCGGCGACACAGAAAGUGUGCCCAGAAUGAACACCAAAGAGGCGUAUCUUGUUGCGACCGACAGGGGCGCAAGGGUGCGCGCGAUUCACGACUACGAUCGCGGACUGGAGGUGGUUUCGGCAGUACAGAAAAAGGCAGCAAGGGUGGAGCAUAUGCUCGACAACUUUGCAGAAGCUGCGAAGCUGUCGUUUUUGAAAGCGCGGAUUGCGGGUUUUAGCAAAUUUUUUCGCAGCUUCGAGAUAGCGGUCCUGUGUCGUUAUUUUGACGUAGCCUCACCGCGCGACGCCAGUUUCGAUGCGGGAACCAUAGGGGUAGGUCUGGCCGGGGUCGACGAUACGCCCGAAGCAAGGCGGAGCGGUCUUAUCAAGCGGUUCUGUAGCUCUGAACCUUCAGUCUCGCCAGAGGUGGAGGCAAAGAUAGAAAGACUGCGCACUGACGGUGGCCGGUCUUCUGGUAGAAAGAUGAAGAACCUCCGAUUCCACAUCGUGAAGUGGCUCAAGGACCUUGAGCGGGCGGAGAUGGUUACACCGAAAACAGCUGCGCUGGCAAAGCGUCACUUUCUAGAGGGCAUACCAGGGCGUAGCGUAAAUGAGGGCUUCUUGGCACAACUACGCAACGAGAAACCUUUCCGGGUUACUAGCGACCCUGGAAGGAGAGCGGAACUGCUUGAGUCUCAUGGGCUGGUCCUCAAUUAGAGUGCUAUCGAUCGCCACCCCGCGGCGGCUUCCUCAAACACCGGGAGGCGGAGCGCGGCCGUCGAGGGCUUUAAACCGGAGGCGGAAGAACAGGCACCGCAGGCGGAGGCCCUGCACUAGUGAGCUUGGCGGGGGGGAAAAUUUUUGCGAUUUUUGAAUACGAAUACCAAUUUUGCCGUUAUAUUCUUGAAAACAUCUUCAUGUCUUGUAGAUCAUUAAGCCAAU